AUGUCUAAAAUAUCGGAAUUAAAUCACACCAAAAAGCUUGUGGCCGUCUCAUACGAUGAGGAACACAUGGCCUCAACAUAUCACGAUGACAUGGACCAAUAUCACGUAGAAUCCCAUAAAAGAUUAUCGUCAAUUUUAGAAAGGCUCAAAGAAGCAAAAAUUUCACUGGAAUUUGAACACGAGUCCAAUUUAAUUGACCAGCUGUACCAUGUUAAACCUCGGCCGGUUUUCAGGCAGAUUCUUAUGCUUUGUCACACAGAAAAGUAUCUGGACCAAGUAACUUUCUGGACUAACAAGUUGUCUGAACUUAAUUCAUCAUCUGAAUCGAAGAAUGGAAAUAAAUCUUCUGAAAACUACCUAAGCUUGUUCCCGCUGGAUGUUGACACCUAUAUGACGCCAAAAUCAGAACUUGUUGCAAACUUGGCAGUUGGGAGCCUUAUAGAGCUGUGUAACAUAAUAAUGAAAUCUACAGUGAGUAAUACAAAAACUGAAACGCAGAUCAAAAAUGAACCCAAUUCUGACUCAGAUUCAUCUCAAUACACAGAAGCAGAAUUGAACAACAAUCAUGAUUUAAAAGUAAAGAAAAAUGAUAUUAGCUCAAAUAACUCAGAUUUAGGGAAGGGGUUUGCGUUGGUUCGUCCACCAGGCCACCAUGCUACCCCUGAUAAGAUGAUGGGCUUUUGUAUAUACAACAAUGUUGCAAUAGCAGCCAGAUAUCUACAACAUAAAUUCGGAUUGAAAAGAGUAGCUAUUGUUGACUGGGAUGUCCACCACGGGAAUGGAACCCAAGACAUUUUCUACGACGAUAAUAGUGUUUGUUUUAUAUCCCUGCACAGGUAUGGAGAUAAUGAAGAUUCCUUCUACCCAUAUACUGGCUAUUGUGAUGAGAUUGGAGUUGGGAAAGGCUACGGAUACAAUGUAAACAUACCUCUUGAAAAGUCCUUUACAAACGCAGAUCUAGUCCACUCAUUUAACAAGGUGGUUAUCCCAGUCCUGGAACUCUUCGAACCAGAGUUUAUCAUAGUCUCAGCAGGUUUCGAUUCUGGAAUCGAUGACCUCUUAGGAGGAUGCAACCUAGAUUGGGAUGGAUUUUCAUGGGCGACCUUCAAAUUAUGUCAACUUGCAGAGAAAUACAGUAAUGGAAGACUAUUGUUGUCACUAGAAGGAGGAUAUACGUUAUCUAGACUCUCAGAAGACGUCGAGUCAGUGCUUUCCACUUUGGUUAAGUAUGAGCAUUCAUUUUAUGACAGCAGUGUCCAUAAAACUAUUAAAAUUGCACCUGAAUUAGAUGAUGAAGGAGUAUUUGAAUCCACAGCCUCAAUGUGUAAAAAUAUUUGUCAUUUACUUGACCUGUAUGACCUAGCAAAAGAUUUACAGGAUCUAACACUUUUGACCAAAUCUGAAAGAAAACUUGAUGAAAACUCUCAAAUUAAUAAUGAUACUACUUGUUAUAGCUCCGAAAGUUCAUUUAGAGAUGAUAUUAAUGAUGAAUAUCCUAGCCCUUACGAUGAGUCUGAGGUUAAUUUUUUUCAAUACCCUUAUGAGCUUGAUGAUAACACCCUUGUCUUAGCUGCAGGACACAGGAAUCAGUGGUUUCUGCCCACAAAUGGAAAGAAUGACCAAGUCAUAAAAUUGUGUUCCAAGAAAGAAAUUGAUUUCUUUAUCUGGUUAUACAAGCAAAACAAAGUUCCUCUAAAAGUAUACAACCAGCCAGUAGAAGAGUUUAAGCUCCAGUUUUCAAACGGCCCUCAAAAUGUGGUUCGGUCAGGAAUCCGUCUAACAAAUAGAAUUAAGCAUAUAUAUGAUACAAACUAUGUUUCUAGUGUUAAUAUAGACAAAGGUUCGAAAACUACAUUAAAUAAUGAAACUGAUUAUAAUAAUAUAGAAACAUUAAAGGAAACAUUAGGACAAAAUCUCAACCAUACAUGUGCCAUACCAGUAAGUGAAAAUGAAAAGGAUGGUAAAGCAGAAACUAAGGGUUGGGCAAUGUCAUUAAAGAUAAUUGACUACAUUGCAGAAUGUACUGGGAUUUUUGAGAAAUUUGUCUUCGAAAACUGGAAACUUGGCAAAACUUGUGCAAUAAGAUUGAAAAACGUCAUUUAUGGGAUGAAGCUGCCUUGUGUAAUGGACCUUAAAAUGGGAACAAGACUUUAUGGAGAUGACUGCUUUGACCCAAAGGUAAUAGAGUUCAAGGAGUCAAAAGCAAAGGUCAGAAGUUGCAAAACUCAUGGGUUUAGCGUUUCUGGAAUGUUUAAGUGGAACAGGGUAACAAAUAUAGCAGAAUUUGUGCCUCAACACGUGGUCAACAACUCUCGAACCGAUGAUGAAAUUGCAAAACUAUUCACAUUAUACUUCUCGGUUGUGGAUGACAAGGAUUAUAAAAGGGUCAUUUCAAAUAAAUUUGUGGAAAAACUUGAAAAUUUAAAGAUGAUUUUUGAAAGUCAGACUAAUUUGGCAUUAUACGGUUCAAGUUUACUUUUCGUGUAUGACGCCAAAGAAAAAUCAGACAAAAACGAUGUAUUCCUGAUAGACUUAUCACAUGUGUCAUACAAUGUGCGUUCUCUUGACCAUGGAUUCCUGUUAGGCCUAAAUUCAAUUCUUCGCAUAUUAAAAUUAACACAAGAACAAUUUGAAUAA
Theileria annulata is the source of this 2637-nucleotide messenger RNA. Its product is annotated as histone deacetylase family protein, putative. The transcript is spliced from 2 exons. Gene Ontology annotation, molecular function: histone deacetylase activity; kinase activity. The coding region runs from base 1 to 2637 and encodes 878 amino acids. Gene Ontology annotation, cellular component: histone deacetylase complex. The record is from RefSeq and is a predicted model, not a curated record. Gene Ontology annotation, biological process: chromatin organization; inositol phosphate biosynthetic process. NCBI's taxonomy places the organism in Eukaryota, Apicomplexa, Aconoidasida, Piroplasmida, Theileriidae.